UUUCAGAGAAAGUGGUCAGUUCAAUUGCUUCUAUAUUAAAUGAUGAAGAAGAGGAAUUUGAUAAAGAUAUGUGCUUUGAGAAAAGGAAUGUGAUCAAAAUGAUAAUUUUUUUGCUUUGUCAUUUUGUAAAUAUGAUUGAGGGUGAGAUUUCAAAAAAAGCAACUGCAACAAACAUUGGGAAGGGUAGGAAAAAGAAAACUUCACUAGCUGUAGAAUAUCCUGACUGGCCUGAGGAAUGCUUGAAAUUUCUUGUUGUAAUCAAAAAAUUGUUUCAGAUGCCCAUUAGAAAAUUUUGGGAUCCUCCAGUUAUUGAAUAUGAAAUAGUCAAUUUUAUCACAAAUACUGUAUUCAGACUAUUGGAAAAUAUUGAAAUCACAAAGGACAAGGGAAUGAGAAAUGAAGUAUUUCGUUUUUUGGGUAUUAUACUUACUGAAUACAAGACUGGUUUAGGUUACAGUAUUAAGAUUCUUCAGUUAGUUCAAGAUUUUGAACAUUUACCAAGUGUAUUAGCUGAAGCAGUUGUUUACUUUUCAAAAGAAUAUUCAAUUGAUACCUUAAUUUCAGAUAUAUGCAG
Stegodyphus dumicola is the source of this 574-nucleotide messenger RNA. It is a transcript of the gene Cap-D2, whose product is annotated as CAP-D2 condensin subunit. Lineage: Eukaryota; Metazoa; Arthropoda; Arachnida; Araneae; Eresidae. Gene Ontology annotation, biological process: mitotic cell cycle; meiotic chromosome condensation; mitotic chromosome condensation. Gene Ontology annotation, molecular function: histone binding. Gene Ontology annotation, cellular component: condensin complex; condensed chromosome, centromeric region; nucleus. The record is from RefSeq and is a predicted model, not a curated record.